GAUGGACCAUCAAGAGAAUGGGAGGAAGAAGCCACUGAGAAGACAGAAGAUGGAGAAGGUGCAUCACCUCAGUUGCGGUUUCCCCGCUCGACUGCACCGGCACUGUCAAGCGCAAGUGGCUCAGGCGUUCUUAAAGCAUCUCCUCUUCAUCAGGCAGCAGAUACCCAUACCGUACGAUCAAUUUCGCAAGCAAGUGCUUGUUGCAGACGACGCUCAAAGCAAGAAGACUGCUCGAUCAAAAGCUCUUUCAAGAAAAUGCAGAAAAUUUAUUGAGGGUUCUGACUAUGCCCUUGAAUCCUUCCACGAACUAUUUGCCCAUCACGACGUUACCUCUAUCGCUAUUGCGUUUGGUCCAACACCAAUCAACCCUAGGCAGCUUUUCUUGCUGAAAUUCGAUGAUUCUUCAACAGAAGAUAUUGAAAGCAGCAAACUUCAGAAAUUGGGAAUGGAUGCUUCUCGAGCAAUUGUGAGACAGUGCAUCGGUAGCGGAAUCUCUGAAUUUGAUAGUCCUUCUCUCCCUCAAAAGAUAUACCUGAUGGCAUAUGUGCGCAAUUAUGGGAUCAGUCCUGAGAGCGGCUCAGAUGAGCAACAGACGAGAUUUCACGGAUGGAAUUGCAAGCAUAAUUUUGGAUUGAAAGCAAGGAAGUGUUCCCCAAUCAUUCUCUACGUCGGAUCCCAUCAAUUCUGUUCAUCUGCUCCUGAAGAUUCUACAUUUGUUUCUGAGACGAACUUGGACGCGAUUGCAAAGGAUAUUGAGGCGGAGAGCAACUCUAGCUCACAGGAGCCCUCCCAUACUUCGAUAUGGCUGCAGUGUCAGGCUGUCCUGAAAGGCCUUGUACCCGAGAACUCUUCGGGUUCAGAUUCGACGUCCAUGAUUUGAAAAGACUAGCAUUCGAUUCCGCUGUAUAAUAUACCAAUCUU
Molecule: messenger RNA, 921 nt
Organism: Guillardia theta CCMP2712
Lineage: Eukaryota; Cryptophyceae; Pyrenomonadales; Geminigeraceae
Exons: 14
Coding region: 50-880 (276 amino acids)
Biological process (GO): regulation of exit from mitosis
Cellular component (GO): nucleus
Source: RefSeq, a predicted model, not a curated record